AGCACGCGCUCCCCUCCUACCCCAAGAGUGCGGGUGUGGUCAGACGCUGACCCGCCGGCUGCCGCACGCUACGACAGAGGAAAGGACGCGCUGUGACGUUUUUGCCGCAGCGCAGGAGAGAGAGACGAGACAUCACCGCACGGACAGCCACGUCGUGCCUCCGUGCACGCACACGGUAUACGACAGCGCCAUCACUCCAUAAAAGGAUCCGGGGCAGCGCCACCGCCGGAUCCGACGGCCUCCGAGGCGGGGCCGAACCGCCGAAGUAGCCAAGACAACACGAGCAGCGAAACGCCAUCUAUUCCCGACUCUGCUGCACCUGCACCUCCGGGCCGCCGCCGAGAUGGGCGCGGAUGGCGGGCUGAACCGGGCGGCGGAGAAGCCCAGGGAUGGAGAGGGCGGGGAGGCGAGGGUGUUCCGGUGCACGGACUACUCGCUGCCGCGGACGACGCUGGCGCUGGCGCUCUGGCUGGGCGGUAUCCACUUCAACGUCCUUCUCGUCCUUGCGUCGCUCUUCCUCCUCUCCGGCCGCGCCGCUGCCAUAGUCGUGGCGUUCCAGCUCUUGUUCAUGUUCGCGCCCGUCAACGACAGGGACAAAUGGGGCCAGAGCGUCGCCAGGUUCAUAUGCAGACACGCAAUGGGCUACUUCCCUAUCACUCUGCAUGUGGAGGACUACAAGUCCUUGGAUCCCAGCAGGGCUUACGUGUUCGGUUAUGAGCCGCACUCAGUGCUGCCGAUAGGUCUGUCGGCUCUUGCUGAUCUUGUUGGCUUUCUGCCUCUCACUAAGAUCAAGGUCCUUGCGAGCAGUGCGAUUUGGACAUGGCUUGGCUUGGUACCUGCGACAAGGAAGAAUUUCUACUGCUACCUUGGAGCUGGUUAUAGUUGUAUCGUAGUCCCUGGUGGUGUACGGGAAAUGCUUCAUAUGAACAAUGAUUCAGAGGUUGCUUUUCUUAAAUCAAGAAAAGGUUUUGUCAAGAUAGCUAUACAGUCUGGAUGUCCUUUAGUCCCAGUUUUCUGCUUUGGGCAGAGCUAUGCAUACAAGUGGUGGAGGCCUGGUGGUAAAUUGUUUAUCAAGAUCGCUAGAGCAGUUAAAUUUACUCCUAUUAUCUUCUGGGGUAGAUUUGGCACACCAUUCCCCUUCCCAAAACCCAUGCAUGUGGUCGUGGGUAAACCUAUUGAAGUCAAUAAGAUUCCCCAUCCUACAAUUGACGAGAUUAAUGAAGUCCAUGAACAGUUCAUCAUUGCCAUGCGGGACCUCUUUGAGAAGUACAAGGCGAAAGCUGGAUAUCCUGGCCUUCAUCUAAGAGUCCUAUGACAUUCCACAACCAGACUCAAAGUUAGAAUUCAGCAAUAACAUGGCUCUAUUACUCUUCCCUCAACUGGGGUGUCAAACUGCACCUCGCAGGCACUCGGGCGGUAGUUGUUGCAUUAUGGUGAUGAUAAUAAGGCUCCAGCACCGAUGCCAAAACAUGCACGAGUUGGUCACGAGUCAGAGCCUUUUGUUGCUGGCUUAACUUUUUUCUUUAAUGUUGCAAAGAUAAGAUAAUGUAAUUACUGGUUAUGUGAUGUUGCAUAUGAUAUGAGAAUAUGAGGAUUGGUGAUAUAUAAGCUCCUGUACAUGCAGCUGUAUCAUCAGUGUCUGAAUCACCAGGAGGUUGCUGAUAUUGACUGCUGCCUGUGGACCUGCAGCUGUGUCAUUGUCUGAAGAACUUUCAGAUAUAUCAUAUCCCCAAGAAGCCCAUUUGGUUUA
Zea mays is the source of this 1750-nucleotide messenger RNA. RefSeq lists its product as uncharacterized. The transcript is spliced from 9 exons. Gene Ontology annotation, cellular component: endoplasmic reticulum membrane. Lineage: Eukaryota; Viridiplantae; Streptophyta; Magnoliopsida; Poales; Poaceae. The coding region runs from base 344 to 1315 and encodes 323 amino acids. Gene Ontology annotation, molecular function: diacylglycerol O-acyltransferase activity. Gene Ontology annotation, biological process: triglyceride biosynthetic process. The record is from RefSeq and is a predicted model, not a curated record.